AUGCCGGAAGUUGCCGAGGAGGAGGAGAAAGACGGGUUGACGGGCGUUGCCGGUAUGCAGGAUGAAGGCGUUCACUCAGCGCCGGGGGCAGCCAAAACAGCAUUAACGACGGUCAAUCGAUUGGGGUGCCUCAAAGGCAUCACGGAGGUGGGGAGAAUUACCAUGACUAGCUUACCCCUUUCUAGGACCGCUACCUUUGGAUAUCAACGCUCUCAUUCAUAGCCAUGCGACGGCAGCUAUCACGGGUUCUGCGUAUACAUUGGCGUCGCCCGAGCAAUGCGCACAUACACCCUUGCCUCCGUUUGCCUGAGAUGCUUGGAUUUAUAUUCGACUUCGUCGAUGACAGGAACACUAUGGUUUCUCUGGCUCGCGUGUGCGUUUGCUUUUGUGCAGCUGCAACCGACAAGAUACCUCGGCACAUCAACAAUAUUUAUGAGCUCUUGUUGAGCCUUCCUCACGAUUUGUGGAGGCUCCAGUUACAACGCCCCGUCGCCCGUGCAAUGAGACAAAACGUAUUUACACCGCAAGCAUAUUGGACUCUUGAGUUUGUUCGCGAGAUGAACACCGAGGAAUGGAACAUGCUUAUAGCUCGAGCAAAACAUGUUAAAACCAUAGGUUUAAUCCGGGACACGCUGGAACCCACCACCGGUUCCAUCACUUUUCGAAACAGGGCCCUUGUCCCACUCCAGACCGUUGAUAAUGCCCUCGCCAAAUGUCCUGUUCCCAUUCUCUUUCCUAGCCUCGAAGCUCUGCGUUCUCGGGUUCCGCAAGCACUCCUUCCCUUAGUUUUGCCUCCCACACUUCGACACAUCGAUAUCCACUCUUUGGAAAGCAAAGCCGAGGAAUAUGCAGAUGAUUAUUACCGCAUCUUGCCAUCUUUCCCUGCUUGCUGUCCGCAACUCCAGUCGUUCAAAAUCACACUCGACGUUGGCAUAGCGGGUCGGUUUUACGUGGUCAAUCUCUCCCGCCUCUACCCGCACUUCAUCGGCCAAUGGACUCACCUCCGGUCGUUCACCGGCCCUGCCAACGAACAAGUGCUCCGACACCUCAGUCAACUUCCGGCUCUUGAGAACCUGGACUUGGAUUUAUCCGAUUGGGAUCUUGAGCUUGCUCAAGAUCAGGCGAGUCUUACCCUCUCAAGAGCUCGGCUACGGGGAGUGAACUGUAUCACCUGUCGCGCUAUCUCGUUUGAUAGCAUCAUCAGGGCACUUGAAGUCCUAUUCGGCUUCUCCGAGGAUCCUCAAGUCAUCCCACGGUAUCCAAGGCCAGUGGUACAGCGUCUCAGCAUCACUAGCGGCCGUGACCGUAAUUUUGUCACACCAUGCUCGGAUUUCAUACCCGCUCUCAUCGGGCUCAUCUCCCUGGAUGCUCUCCAAGUCUUUCACGUUAACAAGUCGUCUGGCAGAGUAUUGGUUGCACCUGACACAGAGUCGUCGGUGUACCAGCUUCUGUGCCCGCUUGGCGCUUUCCCAAACCUCGUGGACGUGGACUUUUCCGUAGCCAUGAUAGAUCAACAUUCAUAUGGCCGCCUCGACGCGGCACAGGUGCUGCACCUCGCCAAAGCCUGGCCCAACCUUCUUCCCGCCGUCAAGAGCAUAGAAACGAAUCUGUCGAAGCGGUUGUGUAUUAGAUCUCGUGUAAGACGUCGUCGAGCUAGUGGGCCUGUCUUUCCGAUGCGAGAACGGGCGGAACUUGGUGGGGCUAAUGUUCAUUCACUAACUUUGUCGAUGCGUAACCGUAGUAAAGCCACCGAAAUUAUAGCUACAGGAAACCGACAGUUAAGGACGACCCCUCCUGUUGAUGGUCAAAUCGAGGGCACGUCACUACUUCUCGAGUCUGAGAAAGUACUUAGAAGCUCAAGCGCUCACGCUUCAUUGAAAUUCGUGUUGAAUGUGCUACGUAUCUUGGUAUAUGACCCCUUCUCCAACCGCCGUCUCACGACGGUACCAUCCUCUUCCUACCCUUCCUACUCACAACACCCUUCUUCAUUUGCGCCUCUCUCGACUUAUGAAGCGGCAAUUGUCGCAUUCGCUGAAUCCCUGCCCCCCUCACACGCGCCCAAGGCAACGCCUCAAUCGCAGCCUAACCCAUGCCGUUCUUCCGGCAACAUGUACACACCAAAGCGCCACUUCCUACCCGAAAUCCUCGAGCAUAUCUUCGACCUCGUUGACGACAGAAAUAAUCUGGUCUCUCUGACGCUCGCGGCCGGCAAGAUUCCCCGGAACCUCACAGACGUGUACGAGUUGUUGAUGUGCUUCUCGCGUGACUUGUGGGAGGUGAAGUUGAAGUAUUACUAUGACGAGUCAAGCUACAGGGUAUCGAUGUGGAACCUCUCCCAACCCUGGGUGUUCUCAUUCGUUCGGGAGAUUACCUCUCACGACUGGCAGAUUUUGACGAAUCAGGCGGCCAAAGUCAGAACCAUAGGAGAAUGUACCUGCAAUAAGAGUAGCUGGUCCACCAGCUACAAUCCUGCCGACGAGUUCCAAGCUCUGAGAGCCCCUUGGUAUCGGGGGAGAAAACUCAUCAUCGACCGCACGGUUGAGAACGCUUUUACACACACCGAUUGUCUUCCCCCCGUUUUGUUCCCCAACCUUCAGGUUCUUCGAGGACAGAUACCACCAUACAUGCUCCCAAAGGUCCUUCCGUCUCACCUUCAACACGUCUAUGCCGUCUCGUUGCUCGUUUCUGACCAAGCGAUACCUUGUCUUUCGAGCAGCUGCCCAAAUCUUUGGUCAUUUACGUUUGUGCCUGAUUACCAUCUCCUUCGCCACUCUCCCAUUAACGACCUCCGCCUACUCCCACAUUAUCUCGCUCAAUGGGACCGCCUCCGAUCCUAUAGCGGUCCGGCUGACAGUCAGCUACUGCAGCAUUUCAGCCAGCGUCCUGUGCUCUACGGCCUGAAUUUGCAGUUAGCCUCGCAUGUUCCUCUUCUUCGGCUUCGCAGUUCAGAAUCCCCUAAUGUAUCAAACAGACGCCUCUGCAGACUUGAUUCUCUCAAACUUCGUACUUCUUCUUGCGAGGACGUAGUCAACGCGCUACGUGUUUUGUUCGCCCCGCUUGACGGCACUUUCCUUGACGAUUUACAACCCUCUCUUCGACACUUCACUGUGCUGGGUGAUUUCGAGAAUGUUUCCCUCUCCGAACUACCCACGAUACUCGUGGACCUUGUCUCUCCCAACGCGCUCGAGGCUUUUUGCAUCAACGACCAACAUCCAGUAAACGACGGCCGCUUGACCGCAGCACAGCUGCUCGAGCUCGUUUGCGCCUGGCGAUAUCUUCGCGAGCUCCAUGUCGUCAUACAGGGUAUCGAGUUCACUUCACUCGAGGUCGCUUCUCUAAGGAGGUGCUGCCCUCAGCUUCAGAGCAUCCCACAUAUGCCCAUCGUUCUUACCGUCCGUGACGAGACUUGCUCCAAUGGACUCCGCCUUCAUCCCGGCGCAGGCUCGUCCGUCGAGGAAUUCGAGCAUCAACGUCGAGGGCACAUUCCUGUUACGAGCUGCGGAGAAGUGCAAAUGGACAAGGCGCGGCAAAAGAAGCCUCUCGCCUCCCCCGAGGCCCUGAUCGGUACCUGGAGGAGUAAGGACACGGAUGAUGCUGAUCAGGUGUUCUUCUUUGAGUUCUGUAUCAAGGGAGAGGUAGUGCACCUGGGACGCGUUGCAGAAUAG
Molecule: messenger RNA, 3665 nt
Organism: Coniophora puteana RWD-64-598 SS2
Lineage: Eukaryota; Fungi; Basidiomycota; Agaricomycetes; Boletales; Coniophoraceae
Exons: 13
Coding region: 225-3665 (1146 amino acids)
Source: RefSeq, a predicted model, not a curated record